AUGUUUGCGUUUAAAGCUUUGUUAGAUGCGAAAGUUAACAGGAAUAGGGUAAGUUCGCAUUCAAAAGUCAUGAAGAAAUUUCCAAUUGCAUCACAGAAAAUGGUUUCCAGGAAGAAGGAUGAUUUAAAUGAGAAUGUGGACAAAGUUGAUUUCAUGGUUAAUUCUCGUGAUCAUCCUAUCGAAAUAGAUGAUAAUGAAGUAUCAGAAGAAAAAAAAAUUCGAUCUGGUGAAGUUAAGAAGGAGAAUAAUGAGAGUCCAAUUGAGAUUAAUUCCAGUAAUUCUAUGAAGAAGACAAUUGACAUUUCAUCUAGUAAUUCUUGGAAGAAGAAAAAGCCAAGGAAUAAUGUUUAUCAGUAUGUGUAUAGUUCAAUGAAAAAGAGAAAACGUGGUUUGUUUGGUCGAUUAAACUCAAAAUCAUCUUAUACAGAAGAUUAUUUAAGUGAUUCUGAUUUUGAAGUUCGGAGCAUUACAAGGAGCAGGAAGUUGGUUAACACAAGUGAUAAAAAAUUUAGUAAAAGAAUUGUCUACGAACAUGAGAUGGUUAUUAAAACUGAGGUUUCUAAUAUUUUGGUUACAAGGGAAGAUGUUAAUAGGGUGUUAGGUUUGCCUAUGGGGGUUGAUCAGUUAAAUAGUGUUGAUGUAAGAGGUAAUGAGGAAUGGUAUGAGAUAUGGAAAGAUCAAUUCAAGAAGCCGUUGCCUUUAAUUACUCCAAAUGAUAUCGUGUACAAGAUAAUAAAACGUUGUGAAGCAGAUAUGGUGUUUGUUGCUAAUUUUAUUAUUCUUGUUUGUACAUGUUUUGGAUCAUGUAACAAACAAGGUGCAUGCAAUUUGAAGCUUCUACCGUAUUUGUCUCAGUCAUAUAAGUUAGAUAAGUUUGAUUGGUGUACAUAUGUAUUAAAUUGUGAAAAAGAGGAAAAGUUGAUUUGGAGCAGAAGUGAUAUUAAGACUUUCUUCAAUGGUCCUAGUGUGUUUUUAACGUUGCUAUAUGUUGAUAGGAUUCAAUGUAGGCAAAUGUUAAUGGUUAGAAGAUAUCCAGUAAUUAAUAAUUGGACUUUAGAGCAGUUGAAAGUGAGAGAAAUAAAUGAAAUUUCGAAUGGAGGUUUUGGAAGACCAUCUGCUACAGUGAAGAGUGUUGAUGAAGUUUCUAGAGGAUCAAUUUUAGUGAAAGAGUUAUGUUCUGCAUAUAAAGCUUUUCGUCAUAGUAAUUCUAAAUGCGAAUAUACUUUUGAGUCAUUUGACAAAAGCAGUAGGUGUGAUGAUAAGUUUGCCGAAUUUCGAGAUUUUGGGCAGUCUAUUAACAACAACGUUGGAUAUAAUAAAUCUGGAGUGACUAAUGAGUUUGGCAAAUCUGGAAGUAUUGAAACUAAGUUGCAUGUGGAUUUUGAGGGUGAUCAUAAGGAAAAGUGUGUAGAUGAGGAUAUUCCUUCUUUUAAUUUAGGAAUUGAGGAUGACAUCUAUACUCCUCCAAAAGUGAAUGCAGGUGUUGAUAGUUAUAUUAGUAAUAAUUUUGUUUCUGCUGGAAUAAGUUCUGCUUCAGUCAAAGGAAAUGUAAUUAAGUCUCAUGAUAAAAGUGAAAAAAUUAAAAUACUUGAGAAUGAUAUGAUUUCAUCGAGACCAAAGAGAAGUCAAACGUUACCUCCAGUGCUUAGGUCUCCAUUUGUUGUACGAGCUGUUGAGAUUGAUAGUAAUUUGACGAAGGAGGAGAAUAUCAAGUCUAAUUGGCUAUUCAGCUUAUGUGGAAAUCCCACGGAUGAUCUUUUUCAUAGCAUAAAUGGUCAACGUGGGGAAAGAUACAUGUUUGAGAGCUUAUAUCCGGGAGAAUUUCUUUUUUCUGGGACUAUUGAUUGUUUUGUUGAAGUGUUGAACUAUGAUGAGAGAGCAAGGAAUUUGGACACUCCUUCAUGUUUCUUCUUCAAGACAGCAGUAUUGGAUCCUGCAUACAUGCAUAGUGAAGCAUGUAAAUAUGAUGAUGUUUACCAGAAUUUUAAAGAAAAUGUUUUUCAUUGUUUGGGAGAGUCUAAAGACCGAAGAAAUUUAAAAGGAAUUGAUUUGGUGUUCUUUCCUGCAUGUGCAAACAGUCACUAUUUUGUGUUUGUUUUUGAUUUUAAAAACCGCAAAGCUGUCAUAUUGGACAACAUAUUAUAUAGAUCUUCUGAAAAUCCAUACCCACAUCUAACUCAAAAUCUGAAAUAUAUGUUUGGUAGAUAUCUUCAAGAGAUAAAACAUUUUAUGGCUUUUUCAGUUAUGUAUGAAAUGGAAUUUGUGGAUCAGUAUAUGACGUGGAAAACAAGAGGUAACAGUAAUGAUUGUGGGAUUUUUUUGAUGCGUCAUAUGGAAACUUAUAAGGGAUGUCCUUUAGCUCAAUGGACAUGUGGGUUUAAAAUGGAAAGUGCUGAGCAGAUUUUGCAACUUAGAAAUCUUCGAAGAAGAUAUUCUAUGAAAAUUCUAUUGAGUCAAGUGAAUCUAAUGAAACAUGAAGUUGAGCAACUUCUUGUUGAUUAUCAAAAGCUUUCUGCAAAUGAUAGGCGUGUAAUGUAUCAUGAAGGUAUUAUCAAUAUAACAGCUCGGUUAGCUGCAUUUGGUCCAUGA
This is a messenger RNA of Lactuca virosa, 2589 nucleotides long. The record is from the annotation of a GenBank genome assembly. Lineage: Eukaryota; Viridiplantae; Streptophyta; Magnoliopsida; Asterales; Asteraceae.